AUGAUUAUGAAAUUUCCCAUCGUUAUAACCAGGUCUCUGAGCAGCGUAGCACUGCAUCAAUGGUGGGGCUCACACCAAGGUCUUAAAGGAAGAGUCUUUGAAGUAUCUUUAGCUGAUCUUCAAAAUGACAAUGACGCUGAUAGGACUUUCAGUAAAUUCAAGCUCAUUGCUGAAGAUUUUCAAGGAUGUAAUGUUCUAACCAACUUCCAUGGAAUGGUUUCAACUACAGAUAAACUCAGAUCAAUGGUGAAGAAAUGGCAAACACUUAUUGAAGCAUCUGCCGAUGUGAAAACUACUGAUGGGUAUUUAUUGAGUGUUUUCUGUAUUGGAUUCAAUAGCAAAGACCCUGCAUCUACAAGGAGAACCUGUUAUGCACAACAUACUCAGGUUAAAGCCAUCCGCAAGAAGAUGAUUGAAAUCAUCAACCGUAUUAUAGGACACAGUGAUUUGAAAGAAGUAGUAAACAAAUUGCUACCUGAUUCGAUCGCCAAAGAUAUUGAAAAGAUGUGCCAGGGUACCUAUCCUUUACAUGAUGUAUUUAUACGUAAGGUAAAGGUGUUGAAAAAGCCCAGAUUUGAUCUUUUCAAAUUGUUAGACCUCCAUGGAGAUAGUGGUAAAGGAGGUAAAUCAGGUGUUGCAGGCGAAAGAGCAGAUUAA
Messenger RNA from Harmonia axyridis, 657 nucleotides. RefSeq names its product 40S ribosomal protein S3a-like. Gene Ontology annotation, cellular component: ribosome; cytosol. The record is from RefSeq and is a predicted model, not a curated record. The transcript is spliced from 2 exons. Gene Ontology annotation, molecular function: structural constituent of ribosome. The coding region runs from base 1 to 657 and encodes 218 amino acids. NCBI's taxonomy places the organism in Eukaryota, Metazoa, Arthropoda, Insecta, Coleoptera, Coccinellidae. Gene Ontology annotation, biological process: translation.